UUUUUUUUUCCCCCAUAGAUCUCCUCCUAACCACGAUUUGCAUUAAAUUAACAUACACAGUCACUAUUGCAGUCUGUGGCAAUGAGAGCAGCAGCAACCCGGCCAACGUGGAAAUAAAGGAGGUGAGUCUAUUUAAAGAGAGAUGAACCUGUGGACACAAUGAGCCCUUGAGUGUGAUCGUCCGCCCAUCCGCCUUCACUCCUACAGCCUCUCAUCGGAUCGCUCUGCUACUUUCGUCCCCUCACGAGACAGCCAUGGCCGGGGAGAAGGUCCGUCGCAACGUGAUAGACGCCCAGCGCUUGGCCACCCUGCUGCAACGCGGGGUUGAGCGCAUGCUGGUCAUCGACAGCCGCACCUUCUCUGAAUACAACUCCUCCCACGUGCUGAGCUCUGUCAACGUGUGCUGCUCCAAGCUGGUGAAGCGACGGCUCCAGCAGGACAAGGUGUCCAUCAUCGAUCUCCUCCAGCCCAACUCCAAGAUCAAGAUGGAUGUGAAAAGGAAGCAGGAAGUGGUGGUGUAUGACCAGAGCACACGGGAUGCCAGUCUGCUUGCCUCCGACAGCUUCGUCCUCAUCCUCCUGGGCAAACUGAACAGCAGCUUCCACCAAGUGUCGCUUCUCACAGGGGGCUUUGCUGCAUUUUCCUCCUGCUUCCCGGGGUUGUGUGAGGGGAAGCCAGCCGCCAUCUUGCCAAUGAGCAUCUCCCAGCCCUGCUUACCGGUCGCUAACGUUGGCCCCACGUGCAUCCUGCCACAUCUGUACCUGGGUUCACAGAAGGAUGUCUUAAACAAGGAUUUGAUGGCACAGAAUGGCAUCACCUUUGUUCUGAAUGCUAGUAACUCAUGCCCAAAGCCAGACUUCAUCUCUGAGAGCCAUUUCAUGCGCAUUCCUGUCAACGAUAACUACUGUGAGAAGCUUUUGCCUUGGCUGGACAAAACCAACGGGUUUAUUGAUAAAGCAAAGGUGUCCAAUUGUCGAGUGAUUGUGCAUUGCCUGGCUGGGAUCUCAAGGUCAGCUACAAUAGCCAUUGCCUACAUCAUGAAGACCAUGAGCUUGUCCUCGGACGAUGCAUACAGGUUUGUUAAAGACCGGAGGCCCUCAAUAUCUCCCAACUUUAACUUCCUGGGGCAGCUACUUGAGUAUGAGAAGGACAUGAAGAUGCUGAAAGCCUGGUCCUCCAGUUCCAGCAAGCCCCAGCAGAAGAGACAGGAGGUGGAGCCCGAGAAGAAGGAAGUGGAGACUGGCAGUGCCAACACCAACCAGGAGAACGGGCAUUCUACCUCAGGGGCUUCCGAAGCAAAGAAGGGCUCCGAGUCCCAGCCUGAUCCAGAGAAAAGGGAGUCGAAGCUGGCCUCCCCCACCAUGCUCCAGCAGGGUCUGAACGGCCUGCACCUGUCAGCCGAACGCAUCCUUGACACCAACCGGCUCAAGCGUUCCUUCUCCCUGGACAUCAAGUCUGCCUACUCUUCGAGCAAUUGCCCGCGGACGCCCACCGUCACCACUCCUAUGGACUCUGAAGAUGUCCCCAAGCUUUAUAAGCUAGACAGCCCCAGCGGGACCAACGGAUUUUGCCAAUUCUCUCCGGUCCUUGAUAGCCCUGGGGCGGCUGAGCCAAGCAGCGAGGCCAAGGUACGGCAGCGGAGAAAACCGAAGCAAAAUGGGAGUGCUGCGAGUCCCAUGUCUAGCUCCCCGGCCCACUCUUUAAGCUUGAACUUCAACAGGGCGGGCCCUGUGCACAGGAGCCCGAGCCUGGAUGACAAUCUGAAGACCUCUGCCUUGCUGGGCCUACCCAAUGGCCAUCAGCCGCUAGUGGGGUCCAACGGGAUGAGUGUGUGGAACAAGCACAGAGAAACAGUACAAGCCACAACACCCGGCACUCCUACAGACGAGAACCCUUGGUACUUUGGUACAGACUGUCAGCCCACUCACGGGAGCACUGGCAGUGAGAACUCCAUGCUGUUCGGCAGCAGCUCAACUUACACCUCGUUCAGCUGCAGCGGGCUCCCGAGCGGCUGUGAGGCGGUGCAGCUGCGGGACAAACCUCAGGAGCACCGAGACUCCCGGGGCAGCUGGCAUGAGGACAGCAGGGGCAUGGUGGAUAAGCAGUUUAAGCGCAGGAGCUGCCAGAUGGAGUUUGAGGAGGGCAUCUCGGAGAACCGGUCCAGGGAAGACCUGGGAAAAAUAGGCAAACAGUCAAGCUUUUCCGGGAGCAUGGAAAUCAUCGAGGUCUCCUGACAGACACGCAGAAAGAAGGGAACUAUUUAAUGGGGAAGGAUUUGGGUGGUAAGAGUGGGUGGGGUGGUUAUUUAUACUUGUUUUAUUUUUAUGAUUUUUAAAAAACAAAGGAACAGUCUUGAGCCUCUUGGCCUCUGAGUAUGCCAGGAAAAAGGGGAAGAAGCAGGGUUGCUAUGGUAAUCCACAACCGCCUCCACACAUACAAUUUUUGCUGUACUAUUUCUUUGGGUUAUAUGUAUACCACGCGGUCUCACAAUGCACGCCAGAGCUGAGUGGUAUCCUGACCAUGGUAUACAGUGGUACUGAAUUUAUGAAGGAUUCCUUGUUAAGGAGAAUGAGGCCUGAGCUGACUUGCCCACUACUUGGUGAAACCGUGGUACGUACUGUAGCACAGUGCAGUACAAAGUUAGUGUGCCACAAUUUGACACAAGUUCACCAUUCUAAUUGGGCUUUGUAUUUUAAAAGCUAAAUGGCAGCUGCUCCUUUUUAUGAAUGAUGUGCUCCUCCCCAAGUUUAUUCUGAGCAUGCUCAGAGCAGUGGGUUCCAUUUCGACAAUGUGCUGCCGAGUCGCAGUGUCAAGCUUUAUAUGUUAUAUAUAUAUAUAUAUAUAU
Molecule: messenger RNA, 2845 nt
Organism: Polyodon spathula (Mississippi paddlefish)
Lineage: Eukaryota; Metazoa; Chordata; Actinopteri; Acipenseriformes; Polyodontidae
Product: dual specificity protein phosphatase 8-like
Exons: 7
Coding region: 255-2234 (659 amino acids)
Biological process (GO): protein dephosphorylation; negative regulation of MAPK cascade
Cellular component (GO): cytoplasm
Molecular function (GO): MAP kinase tyrosine/serine/threonine phosphatase activity; protein tyrosine/threonine phosphatase activity
Source: RefSeq, a predicted model, not a curated record